AUGAGCUGGAGAAACAUCAAGGACUACGCCACUACCCCUUGCAGAUCAGAUCUUGGUGAUCUUUUCCGCGACUGCCCUGAGAUACUGGUUAAGGCGGAUACAGCUGCGGAACGCGUCCUUGAAGUCAGCUUUCACAUAUGCCAGUCAGGUGAAAGUACAGAUGACCUGAUUGUUGUAGAUGACUCAAUGGUGAUAGGUCAUGAUGAUGAGCAGAGAGGUGAGUCUGCAGAUAUGCUGACUUCUCCAUCAAUGCUGUCUGCCCGCGAGACGUCCAUGAAUUGA
Paracoccidioides lutzii Pb01 is the source of this 282-nucleotide messenger RNA. RefSeq lists its product as hypothetical. The record is from RefSeq and is a predicted model, not a curated record. Bases 1 to 282 code for a protein of 93 amino acids. The transcript has 2 exons.